UUGCAUUGGAGUUGCAUCCACCAGGCUGAGGAAUAUGUAUUCGCUGCCGCGUACCUGAACUUCCUCAUUUAUCUUAUCGUUAUCCCAUCCUCACCCCCAUGUUUCCCCCCUUUCAAUGGCCAUGACAAGGCUCCCUCCCCCUCUGGACGACUUCCUGCGCCCGCUGCAUGUCGACGUCCCCAAGAUCCACAGCCUUGCAAGGAGCUUCUGCCGCACCUAUACACACCUCGCAGCCGAGUCCCAGGACCAGUUCCUGUCCACGCCGAUUUCGGAUUCCAUUUUGAGGCCAUCUGGGGACGAGAAAGGAAGGUAUCUAGCCAUAGACAUUGGUGGAACGAAUCUCCGCGUAGGAUUCAUCCAGCUUCUUGGCCCUGCAAAGGCACAGUCAGGGGAGCGGAACGGAGAUGGAACCGACGAUUCCGACAAAGGGUCACGUGUCAUCAGACAACUGGAGAAGUCGUGGCCCAUAGGGGAACAGCUGAAGAAUAACCAGGCAGAGGAUCUUUUUGCUUGGAUUGGAAGACGUAUUGCAGAGGUGGUGAAGGAUGGCUGUGCCGCCUGGCCUGGGAAGUUUCCAGAGGCGAUUCCGUUGGGUGUCACGUUUAGCUUCCCCAUGAAUCAACAUACGUUAUCGGAUGCCACACUCAUGUCUAUGGGCAAGGGAUUUGCCAUUACUCCCAACCUAGAUUUGGGCAAGCUACUCCUGGAAGGCUAUGAAAAAACUCAACAUCCAGAACUACCCCGGAUCAAGAUCUCAGCAAUCGCCAAUGACUCUGUCGCAACCCUCGUCUCCUUUGCCUACCAGUUUAGCAGCAAUCCCCACAGUAAAGCCACCAUGGGCCUAAUAUGUGGGACAGGUUGCAACGCCACUAUUCCUUUAGCACUCAGCAAACUCCAUCCUAGCAAGCGGCCAACCCGAGUCAAGGUGCUCGAUGACACUGAGACAAACGAGGACCUCAAGAUCACAGUCAACACAGAAUGGACGAUCAAUGGCGCAGCAGGACCCUUACGCGAACUGAAUCUUAUCACCAAAUGGGACCAGAAACUCGAUUCCGAAGGCGAGGCACCCGGGUUUCAACCUUUUGAAUACAUGACCGCAGGACGGUAUUUAGGAGAACUAGGUCGAAUCAUUAUCGUUGAUUACUUCACCAACCACCUAUCAAUUCCCUUCCUGUCUCUCCCUCCAAAACUUCAACAAAGACAUGGUCUCUCUACUACCUUCCUCGGAAACCUAGGUCCUCAUCUCGAAGCAAAGGAGGAGUCUCCAAUGCUUAAGCAGUUAGAGAAGGAGUUACCGCCGGUAACAGGAGCAGAGUCUUGGAGCUGGAAUGAAGAAGCAACGCAAGCUGUCUUCGCCAUCGCAAAUGCGAUUCAGAGACGAGCAGCAGGCCUUACAGCUGCAGCUGUAAUCGGCCUUCUGGCUUGUGCGGACGAGAUUCACUUCUCACCCUCCCCUCCUCCGUCCUACAACCAUCUCUCCAACGGCGCCGCCAAACUCCCGAGGUUGAAUUCAGAGAUCGAUGAGUUGAUGGUAGGCUACACUGGCGGCUGCAUCCAGCAUUUCCAGUCCUAUCUCUCAGACUGCCAAGCGUUCUUAGACGCAAUCAUGGAAGCGGAGUUUGGCCAGCACGCGAAGCCGAAAGUGGUCUUGAGGCCGUGUCAUGAUGGGGGGAUUCUCGGGGCGGGGAUUUUGGCCGGGACAGUGGAGAGCAUUGCGCAUGAUACCUAGAGAUUGUGUAUUGUAUCUAGCUUGAGCUGAUGUCUUUGAGUCUUGGAAUAGAAAGGAUUUUGGACGUGGUUAUGGUAGGAUUGGAUAGACCUAAGACGAGUAAUGGCAUUGAGCUUUUGAAUAGUAGGGUGGCAUGGCAGCAUAGCUUAAUGAUGGCAUCUACAGACUUACACGGCGAAGAUUUUAACACCUUUCCC
Hyaloscypha bicolor E is the source of this 1926-nucleotide messenger RNA. RefSeq names its product putative hexokinase family protein XprF. Gene Ontology annotation, cellular component: cytosol; mitochondrion. Gene Ontology annotation, molecular function: fructokinase activity; ATP binding; mannokinase activity. Gene Ontology annotation, biological process: glucose 6-phosphate metabolic process; intracellular glucose homeostasis; glycolytic process. The transcript is spliced from 4 exons. The record is from RefSeq and is a predicted model, not a curated record. Lineage: Eukaryota; Fungi; Ascomycota; Leotiomycetes; Helotiales; Hyaloscyphaceae. The coding region runs from base 116 to 1729 and encodes 537 amino acids.